AUGACAUAUCAUCUCUUUGACGCAUCGAGUUCUGGCUCCGAACUUCUAUCGGCGACCACCGCCCAGCGGUCGACGGAAGAGCAGGACCUUCUGGUUCGUAGCACGAAGAAGAAUAAGCGGAGCGCUGUCGCAAUGGAGGAGAAAUUGCCCCCGCCCGUGUCGACGGAAAGCCAAGAACCCAAGAACCAAGUACAGGAAUCACCACUGCAAAUGGAGACGAGGCCCCAAGAACCGAAAUCUUGGGUCCAGAUAUUCAAGCCAUUGAUCCAGAACCCAGGGAUGGAAGAAAUGCAUGAAAAUAAGGAGCAAGACGAAGCGGAGGAGCCAAUAUCUUAUGAUGAAAUGAACUGGGGAGAGGACGACCCAGAUUGUCCAAGGGUGAUAAUCACCAAAGAAGAGAAGGCAAGAAUUCGAAGACCCUGGCGUCGAUCUCUAAUUGUUCCAGUCCUGGGCAUAAGAGUGAGCUACUCGUACCUACUCCAGCGAAUGAAGGCAAUGUGGCGACCAGAGGCAAAUAUGGACCUAAUCGCACUCAACGACGACUACUUUGUGGUAAAAUUCGAAGCUCUUAGGGAUUACGAAUUCGCCAAAUUCGAAGGCCCCUGGAUGAUUCUUGGACACUAUCUCAUCGUACAAGAAUGGGUCCCAAACUUUGACCCAUCAAACAACAAGAUGGAAAAGCUACUAGUUUGGGUCCGAUUUCCGACCAUCCCGAUCGAAUAUUUUGAUGAGGACAUAGUGGAAAAAAUUGGACUGAAAGUUGGACGCCCGAUAAGAGUCGAUGAUUCAACAAGCUUAGUUUCGAAAGGCAGAUUUGCGAGAAUCUGCAUCGAAGUGGAUAUGACAAAGCCGCUUCUCUCAAAGUUUACCAUGGAAGGAAAGGCGUGGCCUAUUGAAUAUGAAGGUAUCCACCUUGUUUGUUUCAGGUGUGGCAUCUACGGGCAUCGCAAGGAACAGUGCGGUCCCAAAGAGAAUGCAGAUAAGACAACAGAGGAAGACAAUGCAGAUGGAGAAGGAAUUCAGCCAAAGGAAGGGAACCAAGAACACACGUCUCCUUUCUUGGCCAAGCAACCCCCGAAAGGCCCUGAUCUUUCGGCAAGAUUUGGACCAUGGAUGAUAGCUACCCGUAAAGCUAGGAAUGGGCAAAGGAACACUGCAUACCGGAUCCCUCAGGGUAGCCCAAGAAGGAGCACUGGUGGCAGGGGUUAUCAUGAUAAAGAAACGGCCCCAACAAGCGAACUAUCAGUCCGAUAUGGCGUUCUAGCAGACUUGGAAGAGGAAGAUCCGAUGACUGAAGUGCUAAAUCAGCGGAACGAUAACCCCAGGAUGCACCAUGUGAAUUAUUCACGAGGAAGAGGAGGCGUCGGACCUCGUGUUAACACCAGAACCCCAUCAGCACCCGAACAGCAAGGUCCUUACCAACAAGGAAAGCAGCAACCUCCCACUGGAUGCGGGGGUAAUGUGACAACGAGAGGGAGGGGAGGAAGAGGUGGAAACCCAAACCGGGCAGCAGCAGAAACAUCGCAUGUAGUUUUGCGUGGUUCAGAAAAAGGAAAGAAGAUAACGACAUCGGUAGUAUAUUCCAUGGAAGACACAGCGGAUCUGCCAACAGAAGCUGGUCUAGAUGCUAUUUUCCAGAACAAACCACCUGACAACCCGGCGGUAUUCAACCGGCCAGAUCAUCAACUAGUGGAGGAUAUGGACCUUGGUGUUCGCGACAAUAGGGAUCACGUCCAGGAAGAUCUGGACACCAUGCGCCUUUAA
This is a messenger RNA of Ipomoea triloba (trilobed morning glory), 1764 nucleotides long. RefSeq lists its product as uncharacterized. The transcript has a single exon. The coding region runs from base 1 to 1764 and encodes 587 amino acids. Gene Ontology annotation, molecular function: zinc ion binding; nucleic acid binding. The record is from RefSeq and is a predicted model, not a curated record. NCBI's taxonomy places the organism in Eukaryota, Viridiplantae, Streptophyta, Magnoliopsida, Solanales, Convolvulaceae.